CAGCAAGCUGGGCAGGAUGACAGCAGCGCCUUCAGUUCCCCAAAGGUAUUUCCCAAUGACCAGCUGUGCCUCAUGGUGGAAAGCCCUUUCAGGAUGCUUAAGAUGGCAGCAAAGGGUAACGUAACAGAGAUGGAGCGCAUCUUCGAGACCGACCCCGACCGCAUGUGCGUGAAAGACAGCAAGGGAUGGACGCCUCUGCACCACGCGGCCGCCAACAACCAGAUCUGCGCCCUGCACUUCCUCAUCAACCACGGGGCAGACUUGAACGCACAGGAUAAGCAGGGUCGGACGCCGUUGCACAUUGCAGCGGAGAGGGAAGCCUUGCAAGCGGUCGACAGUUUGCUGGAUUGUGGCGCCGAUUCCUCGGUAACGGAUCUGCAAGGAGACACUGUUCUCCACUGGGUUGUGAACUUUAACAAGGUAACAGUCCUGCAGCGCCUCCUGACCCACGAGCACAAGGUGAAUAUCCUGCAAGGUGACAGGCGAGGGAGAACUGCUCUCCAUAUUGCUGCGAAACAUGACUACGACUUGUGCGCUAAAUAUAUAUGCGGCGUCUGUUUCGUAAGAAUUGACAUGGUUGAGAGCCCCAAAUGUGUUACUGUGCAUGUUCAUUUUAUCGCCUGCUACCACCACCAUCCAAAAUCCCCGGCCCGGAACGCCCUCACGAAGGUUCUAAAAAGUUCUCCUACGUGGGGGGAAUCGCGGGGCUGCAUGAGGAAAAAAGCGGUUGAGCUGUGCAUGAAGAGCGGUGCAAUUAUUUCAACGCAACAGGAUGAUAGAUCAACGCCAGUGCAUCUUGCCUGCUCUCAGGGCGCCAACGAAAUUGUGAAGCUCAUGUUUACGCUGCAGCCUGAUGAGAAAUUAAAAGCUCUGAGCACCCUGGACGCCCAGGGCAUGACGCCCCUUCACUGCGCAGCCAUGUUCGACCACCCGGAGCUCGUCGCUUAUCUCAUAGAGGAGGGCGCGGAAGUAGACCAAGUGGACCAGGAGCACCGGUCUCCCCUCCUGCUGGCGGCGUCGCGGAGGGGGUGGCGGACCGUCGACGCCCUUCUGGCUCACGGCGCCGACCCCACCAUCCGCGACUCCCACCUGAAGAACCUGCUGCACGUGGUCAUCAUGAACGGCGGUUCCAUCAGCGACGUCCUCUCGCUCAAGCAGGCCAGAGACACGCUGAGCACGAGCAGCAUCACGAUGAUGCUGAACGAGCAGGACUCGAUGGGCUGGUCCCCCCUGCACUACGCCUCCCGCAGCGGCCACAUCUGCUCCCUGUCGUCGCUCCUGCAGCUCGGGGCCAGCGUCAGGACCAAGGACAAGAGGAACGAGAGUCCUCUGCACUUCGCUGCCAAGUACGGCCGCUACAACACCGUCCGCCAACUCGUGGAGUCCAAGUCGGGCUUCCUGAUCCUGAACGAGUGCAACGACGAAGGCAAAACGGCGCUUCAUAUCGCUAGUGAAGAAGGUCACACCCGCGUCGUGCAGUUGCUGCUGAGCAAGGGCGCCCUGCUACACCGCGACCACCACGGCAGGACGCCCCUGCACUUGGCUGCCCUCGGGGGACACAGAGACACCAUCCGCGCCAUCCUCACCAUCCACAGCCACACGCUCGACCAGACGGAUAAGGAAGGGAACACCGCCCUCCACGUGGCCGUGCGGGCCAACAAGCCGGAGACGGUCAGUCAGCUGAUGAGCCUCAAUUGCAAAUUUCUCGAGAACAUUUCCUCUUGCAAGCCGAUUGACAUUGCAAUUCAAUACAAACUCUCUGAGUCUGCUUUGGCUCUUGUUACUCACGAUAGAGGCCCCACCGAAGUGCUAGGAACGUCCAGCAAGAUUCACGGCUGCAUUUGCAUGGCCCUCAUCCGGACGCUACCGAAGGUGUUCGAGUCGGUUCUGUACCAAGCCAUAGUCAAGGCGGACGUCAAGGAGCAGGCAAAGGAUUUCUAUAUCAAGUACAACUUCUACCCUCUGCAACUGACCCCGGAGCAACUCGACGCCGAAAAGAUCAAGCAGAAGAAUCCGAAGUUUCGUCCCGAGCCUUUGUACGCCUGCAACGCGAUGGUGGAGUCCGGUCGGGUGGAGCUCCUGAUGCAUCCGCUGACCCAGAAGUUCCUCGAGAUGAAGUGGCAGGCGUAUGGCAAGUACAUCCACCUGUCAAACCUCUUCGUGUACCUGGUGUUCCUGGCGCUGGUGACGAUCUUCGCCGUCGGGGUCCUCGGCCAUCAGAGCUUUGUCAUGUCGAAUAUCACGAGGGUCGCGGUGGACAAUACGUCCGAUUUCAUGACGUCGGGACAGUUUCAGUUGCAUAUCGAAGACACGCCUGGCUGGAUGUACUGCAUGGCCAUCGGAAUAACCGUGUUCGCCGUGAUGAGUAUGCUGAAGGAGGCAUUCCAGAUAUACUACCAUCGACUAAAGUACCUGGCAGAGCCGAUCAACUUCGUGGAAUGGACGAUGUUCCUGGCGUCGAUCUGUAUGGUGAUGCCCGUGUUCUUGGGCGCCACUUGGCACAACCAGCAGUACAACUCGGCCGCCCUUGCGGUCUUCUGCUCGUGGUUCAUACUGCUCAUUUACUUUCAGAGAUUUGACCGGAUUGGGAUAUACAUCGUGAUGUUCCUUGAGAUCCUGAACACACUCAUAAAUGUUCUCCUUGUGUUCUCUGUUCUUAUCGUCGCCUUUGGACUUGCCUUCUAUAUCCUGAUGUCACAUGGAGGCCAGCUCUCCUUCUCGAACGUGCCGAUGUCGAUGCUCCACACCUUCUCCAUGAUGCUCGGCGAGGUCGACUUCCUGACCAUCUUCGUGUACCCCUUCUACCACGAGAGCACCCGGGGCGACAGCCUGCUCUUCCCCCGCACCACGUUCGCCCUUCUGGUGAUCUUCAUGAUCCUGAUGCCGAUCCUGCUCAUGAAUCUCCUCAUCGGUCUGGCGGUCGGCGACAUCGAGAGCGUGAGGAAGAACGCGCAGCUGAAGAGGAUCGCCAUGCAGGUCGAAAUGCACACGGAACUGGAGAACAAACUGCCUGAAAUGAUCAUCCGGCGAGUGAACAAAAGUGAACUGGUGAUCUACCCGAACUGCAGGAAAGGCACGCACCUGGUCAACAGGAUCCUCAGCGCCUUCAACUUCGCGUGUCCUUUCAGCGACAGGAAAGGAACAGAGCUCGAGGGCGCAGACUGCCAGGGCGACGACUACCUGUGGGAGGAGCUGGAGGGGCAGAGGCGGCGGCUGCGGGACAUUUCGGCGGUCCUCGACACCCAGACGAAGCUCCUGCGUCUCAUCAUGCAGAAAAUGGAAAUCAGAAGUGAGGCCGAUGACGUGGACGAGGGAGUGAAUCUGGAGGACAUCAUGAAGCCAUCUCCCAACCGCAAGUUCGCCCCGCCGUCGGCCACUUCCAGGCGCGCCAUCUUGUACAGGAAGGAGUGAGACAGAGACGCAGAGGGAUGCGUGACUGCGCCGAAGGAAAUUUGAUUUUUAAUUCUUUAUGAUUUUGCUUCCGAAGAGAGAUGUCGAAGAAUGUGAGGAGUGCGAUUUUUUUUCUCUCUCUUUUUCUUUCUUUCUUUCUUUUGUCUUUCCUGAUUUUUUUUAUUCGAAGAAGGAAAUAUUUAUUGGAAGAAAAGGCCAUCUAUUUGUGCCUGGAUUA
Molecule: messenger RNA, 3628 nt
Organism: Penaeus chinensis
Lineage: Eukaryota; Metazoa; Arthropoda; Malacostraca; Decapoda; Penaeidae
Gene: TrpA1
Product: transient receptor potential cation channel subfamily A member 1-like
Exons: 25
Coding region: 73-3411 (1112 amino acids)
Biological process (GO): monoatomic ion transport; transmembrane transport
Cellular component (GO): membrane
Molecular function (GO): monoatomic ion channel activity; protein binding
Source: RefSeq, a predicted model, not a curated record